AUGGAGAUCAAUUACUGUCAGCCUACGAGGAUUCUGGCUGUUGAACCGACAACGAUCAUAGCUCACCAAUCGAAAGGACCUCCGCCCUCGCCCAUAUGGAAUUAUUUCGUUAGAGAUUCGGAAAGGAAAGUUGCCAUAUGCAAAUCGUGCGGGGGAAGCAUACGCAUAGCAUCGGGAACGACAUCCGGGAUCGUGUAUCACUUGAAAGCGACGCAUUUCGAAGAAUUCGAAUUGUACAAAUUGCAAAAGGAGGAAUGGGAAAAGUUGAAGGAUUUUUACGUGUAUCAGAAUUACAUGAAAAAUCGCGUCAAAAAGAAAAUAAUACAAGUCGUUCAAAUGAACGAUUCGACGUCCGCCAUCAUUGUUGAUCCAUCAUUUGUUUCAGGGAAAUUGCCCGGGUACAGACCGCAAAUGUCGCCGAUAUGGAAUUACUUCGACAAAGUGAACAAUCGAAAAGCAAGCCUGUGUAGAAUCUGUGGGACUUUGCUCAAGGGAGUCGUGACGGGGAAUGCGGAGAUACAUUUAAGAUCGAAACAUAAUAGUUUGUUUGAAGAAUUUCAAGAGCAAAAAAACCGUUGGGUGUAUUCGAAACGUUAUCGUUACAUAGGACCCCAAAUAAAAGAAUCGAGCCUGAGAAAAUCCGAAUCUCGGUCCAGAAGAACCUGA
This is a messenger RNA of Pediculus humanus corporis (human body louse), 666 nucleotides long. RefSeq lists its product as uncharacterized. Lineage: Eukaryota; Metazoa; Arthropoda; Insecta; Psocodea; Pediculidae. The record is from RefSeq and is a predicted model, not a curated record. Gene Ontology annotation, molecular function: DNA binding. Bases 1 to 666 code for a protein of 221 amino acids. The transcript has 2 exons.